Phyllotreta striolata is the source of this 612-nucleotide messenger RNA. The record is from the annotation of a GenBank genome assembly. Lineage: Eukaryota; Metazoa; Arthropoda; Insecta; Coleoptera; Chrysomelidae.
AUGAAGCAAAUACUACUUUGCAGUUUCUUGAUCGCAGUGUGGGCAAUCCAAUCCCAUUGUCGCGUAUUGGACAACCCGAACAGCGACAUAAGCCAAUCCGACUCGUCUUUAUUGAGCAAACUCAAGAACAAAUCCAACCAUUUAAUCGAAAAAGUGUACUAUAAAGGCGAUAAAGCAGUGAAAUCCAUCGAGCGCGGUUACCAAGAAACCAAAUGCCGGUUGCACCAAAUAGCAACGGUAGCAAUUGAUGGGGACUCUUACAACCAUGAACCCUGCCGUAAUGGGCAUGUGGGCAAUCCAAGCCCAUUGUCGCCCAUGGGAGCCGGUUAUAACGAGAUCAAAUGCCGGGUGCAGGGAAUGGCAUCGGUAGCAGUUAAAGGGUACUAUGACGAACAUGAUCCGUGCUUUGAGCACGAGGACUAUAAAAAACAAAAUCAUGCUGGUGAAAACCACGGGGGUCACCAGAUUGGGCAGCAAAUAGUGAAAAAUUUAGUGCUUAAUAUUAUUACCGCCCAAGAUCAAGCUCAUGAGACCAACGUUGUACAGGGUGGCCAAAUAAGGAUGGCUCUCGGCCAUAUCUGGCAAACUAAUUGUCAUAGAGACUUGCGGUAA